Molecule: messenger RNA, 1041 nt
Organism: Heterostelium album PN500
Lineage: Eukaryota; Evosea; Eumycetozoa; Acytosteliales; Acytosteliaceae
Gene: rfc3
Product: replication factor C subunit
Exons: 4
Coding region: 1-1041 (346 amino acids)
Biological process (GO): DNA-templated DNA replication; DNA repair
Cellular component (GO): DNA replication factor C complex; nucleus
Molecular function (GO): DNA clamp loader activity; DNA binding
Source: RefSeq, a predicted model, not a curated record
AUGUUGUGGAUAGAUAAAUAUAAACCAACAUCGUUGGAUCAAAUGGAUUAUCAUAAAGAUAUAUCAGAGAAUCUAAAGAAUAUGAUAUUAGGUGGUGAUUUUCCACAUUUGCUCGUAUAUGGACCUUCGGGUGCUGGUAAGAAGACAAGAGUGAUGGCUACUUUGAAAGAGAUUUACGGUGCCAACUGUCUAAAAGUAAAGAUUGAAAACAAAACAUUCAAACACCCAUCGUCUAGCAAGAGUAUACAGGUUACAACAGUUAGUUCACCCUAUCACAUAGAGAUCAACCCUGGCGAAGCAGGCUCAUACGACCGUCUUGUCAUUCAGAGUAUCAUCAAAGACAUUGCACAGUCACCACCAAUCGAUUCACAAUCUUUUGUUGUAAUAUUGAAUGAAGUUGACAAGUUGUCAAAGGAUGCACAACAUGCACUCAGAAGAACAAUGGAGAAGUAUGCCAACUUUUGUCGUUUGAUUCUAUGUUGCGAUAGCACUUCAAAGGUAAUCGAUCCAAUUAGAUCGAGAUGUAUGGGUAUUCGUGUACCGGCACCAACCAAAGAAGAGAUUGUCAAGGUGUUGCAAAACGUUGCAAAGAAGGAGCGUUUCGAUUUGUCUGCCGAGGUUGCCGGUCACUUUGCUGAGAGAUCCAACGGUAAUCUGAGAUAUGCUCUUCUACUACUCGAAUCAAAGAAGACCAAAGAGUAUCCCUUCCAAACGAACGAACUUCCGCUACUCGACUGGGAGAGCGCCAUCUUCAACGUCGCCAACGACAUGAUCACAGAGCAGAGUCCUGCACGUCUACAAGUGAUUCGUGGUAAACUCUACGAACUCAUCGGUCAUUGCAUCCCACCGGAUAUCAUCAUGAAGAAUCUUACAUUUGCAUUACUAGAGAGGAUCGAUACAACCAUUAAAUAUGAUAUUAUACAUUGGGCUGCUUUUUAUGAACAAAACCAAUAUUUCACUUGGAAGCAUUCAUUGCCAAGUUUAUGGCAAUCUUUAAAAAGUUCCAAAUGGAAUUUCAACCAUAACAUCACAUCAACCUAA